GCGCGCUGCUACCGCGGGAUUUGUCAACAGAUCUGCUUUUCAACUUUAUUCGGGGAACUUUCCGACGAGACAGUGCUAUUAUUAUGAAAUGUAACGGUUUAAAUGAAUGUAGCUAGGGUAGGUUUUAUUCGUAGCUACUCAGUGCAGCCCGGUAGCGUUUCAUUCAGGAGGAGAAUCCUUCUCGAAGAUCUCUGCUGUUGCUGCUAAUGGACACAUGAGCUCUACAGGGCGGUAGGUAGCUUCUGUUAUCACUACUGUCUGGGCUUUUACGACCCAGCGUUUGUGACUGCAGGCAGGAGUUGGGGAGAGGAGUUUGGCACACUUGCCAGUAGACUUCAGAACCAAGGACAGAUCCAAACCGCUGCCUGGCAAACAUGCUCAAAGUGAACCACAUCUGGACUCCGCUCGUCACGUGAAGAUCUGCGCUGUGAGGUUGUCGCGAGGCUGGUGGAGAAAAAAGACCUGCGGAUAUAUAAGAGAAAACCGGCUCCUUCAAGGAAGUAUCAAACAUGCUGCACCCACCGAAUGAAGACUUGAAAGUGAUCUGCCUGCAGACCCUGUGAACCUCUGCUCCAUUCUACUUCAACCAACCCUGCUCCCCCUUACCGGUCCUGCCAUGCUGAGCCUAACAUUGUGCCCCAGGUGGCUGGGCUUCUCUGCCCAUUACUGGCCUCUCCACAUGCUCUUACUGGAGCUCCUUAUACUAGGAGUCCUGCCCAGCAUCUCCAGAUUACCACCCACAGCCAAACGUGAGAUCAUCCUAGACGGGGACUUAGUAAUCGGAGGUCUGUUCCCAGUGCACCACAAAGGUGAAGGGACAGAGGACUGUGGGAAGAUCAAUGAGGAGAGAGGGAUCCAGAGACUGGAAGCCAUGUUGCUGGCGCUUGAUGAGAUUAAUUCCAGUGAUCGCAUCCUCCCCGGACUCCAGCUGGGAGCCCACAUCCUGGACACUUGCUCCAAGGACACAUACGCUCUGGAGCAGUCUCUAGAUUUCGUCAGGGCCUCGCUCACCAAGGUGCACGAUCCAGGCUUCAUUUGCCCUGACGGCUCCAGACCGAUCCAGAACGAGGUUCCAUUGGCCAUCUCUGGGGUCAUCGGGGGAUCCUACAGUGAUGUUUCCAUUCAAGUGGCCAACCUCCUGCGAUUGUUCCAAAUCCCUCAGAUCAGCUAUGCCUCCACCAGCGCAAAGCUCAGCGAUAAAUCCCGCUAUGAUUACUUUGCCCGCACUGUGCCCCCUGACUUCUACCAGGCCAAGGCCAUGGCUGAGAUCCUUCGCUACUUCAACUGGACCUAUGUGUCAACGGUAGCAUCAGAGGGCGACUAUGGAGAGACUGGCAUUGAUGCCUUCCAGCAGGAGGCCCGAACUCGCCAAAUCUGCAUCGCCACCUCAGCCAAGGUGAGCCGCUCCAUGAACCGGCAGGGCUAUGACAACGUGAUCCGCUCUCUGCAACAGAAGUCCAAUGCCAAGGUGGUUAUCCUGUUCACCCGCAGUGAGGAUGCCCGUGAGCUGCUGGUGGCUGCUACUCGUAUGAACGUCAACUUUACCUGGGUCGCCAGCGAUGGUUGGGGAGCGCAGGAGAGCGUGGUUAGGGGGAGCGAGGCAGCAGCAGACCAGGCUUUCACCCUUGAGCUAGCUUCCUACCCAAUCAGAGAGUUUGAAGACUACUUCACCAAGCUGAACCCCUACACCAACAUGAGGAACCCAUGGUUCAAAGAGUUCUGGGAGCAUCGGUUUGGCUGUAGCCUACAAGAACCUGGCUGUAGUGAGCACAGCCUACGGGAUGGAACUUUUGAGCAGGAGUCCAAGAUCAUGUUUGUGGUGAAUGCAGUCUAUGCCAUGGCCUAUGCUCUGCACAACAUGAGGCAAGCUGUUUGCUCCAACACAUCCAAGGUCUGUGAUGCCAUGAAACCAGGUAAUGGCAAAAGGUUCUACAAAGAGUUCAUCUUAAAGACUAAGUUUGAAGCUCCCUUCAGACCUGCAGACACAGAGAGCAUGGUUCGCUUCGACUCUUUUGGCGACAGCAUCAGUCGUUACAACAUCUUUCAUUACCACCAAGAAGAUGGAAAGUUCAUUUAUAGGAAAGUUGGCUACUGGGACCAGAAUCUGACCCUGAACACCUCUUUGGUACCCUGGCGAGAUCAAGUACCACCAACUUCCCAGUGCAGUGACCCUUGCAGGAAGAACGAGGUGAAGAGUAUGCAGCCUGGGGAUGUUUGCUGCUGGAUCUGUAUCCCCUGUCAGCCCUACCAGUACCUGCAUGAUGAGUUUACCUGCGCUGACUGCAGCUUUGGUCAGUGGCCACUGGAGAACCUGACUGGAUGCUACGACCUGCCUGAAGAAUUCAUCCGAUGGGAAGACGCAUGGGCGAUUGGCCCCGUCACCAUCUCCUGCCUUGGAAUCCUCUGCACUCUGUCAGUCAUUGGCCUCUUCUUUAAGCACAACGACACCCCUGUGGUCAAAGCAAGUGGACGUGAACUCUCUUAUAUCCUGUUGCUGGGUGUGCUGAUGUGCUACCUCAUGACCUUCAUCUACAUUGCCAAACCUUCUACGGUUGUUUGCACGUUACGACGACUAGGCCUGGGCAGCUCAUUUGCAGUGUGCUACUCAGCUCUUCUAACCAAGACCAAUCGAAUCGCUCGAAUCUUCAGCGGGGUGAAAGACGGAGCCCAGAGGCCACGUUUCAUCAGCCCUGCCUCCCAGGUAGCAAUCUGCGGUGCUCUCAUCUCCUGCCAGUUGCUUGUGGCUGUGAUUUGGCUGCUUGUAGAGGUGCCAGGAGUUCGUAAAGAGGUGAGCCCUGAGAGGAGAAACGUGGUCACCCUUAAGUGCAACAGCAAGGACUCGAGCAUGCUCAUGUCCCUCACCUACAAUUGCAUCCUAAUUGUCCUCUGCACUGUCUACGCCUUCAAGACACGAAAGUGUCCCGAAAACUUCAACGAGGCCAAGUUCAUCGGAUUCACCAUGUACACCACCUGCAUCAUCUGGCUCGCUUUCCAGCCCAUCUUCUAUGUCACUGCCAGCGACUACAGGGUGCAGACCACCACCAUGUGUAUCUCCGUCAGUCUGAGCGGCUCCGUGGUCCUCGGCUGCCUCUUCGCCCCCAAGAUUCACAUCAUCCUGUUUCAACCCCAGAAAAACGUGGCCUCGCUCAGAGUCACAGCCAAUCGCUUUAGUGCCACAGUGUCUGCUUCAGCCUCCGCCCCCAGCUCCAGCUACUCUAAAGGAUCGGCCUCUAACUACGUGCCAGCAGUUUGUAACGGCCGCGAGGUGGUGGACUCAACAACAUCGUCUUUGUGAAAAAAGGUUUUCACUCAAAGCACAAGAGACCGUCCUCAUCUUCAGUCAUCCCUCCAUGAAACAAGGCUGUGUGUGCUGGAGCCCCCCUGCCACCCAACAUGCUGCAGAGAGAUAACUCUGUGUGUGUAGACUGACUGACAGCAGCAAGGCUAAGUCUAACUGUGAAAGCUAAAUGAUGUUCCCACUGCGAGCAGUGUGUAUCAAUUGUAAAGCCUUUUUUGUAUAGAUUUAAUAUGCUGUGAUCUCCUUGGUUUAAAGAUAGAUGUGAUUAAAUGCACUGUGCCUUGUCCUAUGAAGAGUCUUGUUGUCAAAUGGGUGCUUGUGAAGCAAUAGUGUUAAACAAAAACAGCUGUUCUUAUCUUGUCCUUACAGUGCUGUGAAUAUAUUCAGAUGUUGUAGACAUUGACAUAAAAAUGCUAUGAAAUAAAGUUAGCCCUUCUGUUAAAUAAAAUGUGUGACUAAUUAUAGUGAACGUGAUGAAAAG
Messenger RNA from Cheilinus undulatus (humphead wrasse), 3779 nucleotides. RefSeq names its product glutamate receptor, metabotropic 2b (gene grm2b). Gene Ontology annotation, molecular function: group II metabotropic glutamate receptor activity. Gene Ontology annotation, biological process: G protein-coupled glutamate receptor signaling pathway; regulation of synaptic transmission, glutamatergic. Bases 617 to 3295 code for a protein of 892 amino acids. The record is from RefSeq and is a predicted model, not a curated record. Lineage: Eukaryota; Metazoa; Chordata; Actinopteri; Labriformes; Labridae. The transcript is spliced from 6 exons. Gene Ontology annotation, cellular component: membrane.